Molecule: messenger RNA, 2437 nt
Organism: Pistacia vera
Lineage: Eukaryota; Viridiplantae; Streptophyta; Magnoliopsida; Sapindales; Anacardiaceae
Product: methyl-CpG-binding domain-containing protein 13
Exons: 5
Coding region: 194-2083 (629 amino acids)
Molecular function (GO): DNA binding
Source: RefSeq, a predicted model, not a curated record
CCAAUAGCAACUGAGGAAAUUUGGCAACACGUGGUUUCUGAAGAGAACCCCACUUUUGUUUUGUCCGAACACUCCAUCUUCAAGGCCUUGACUCUUCACAGGGGAAAGAAACAGUUUUUUCUUUGUUAAUCUUUUUUUAAAAAAAAUUUCUGGGAAAAUCUUGUUGUUAACGGAGAGCUUGAGAUUUACGUGAAUGGGAGACAUGGAAAAUGAGGUUUUACCUGAUGGGUGGAGGGUGGAGAUGAGAGUCAGAAAGAAUGGUAGAAAAGAUAAGGUCUAUAUUGAGAAGGUUGAAGCAGAAGGGCUACCUCCAGGAUGGAUUAAGGAAAUUAGGGUAACGAAGACAGCAAAUAAAGUCAGAAAAGAUCCGGUUUACAUUGAUCCUGUAAGUGGAUAUUUUUUCCGCUCUAUGAGGGAUGCAUCUCGCUAUCUUGAAACUGGUAAGAUAGGAAGGUUGGCUUACAAACCGAAGGACAAAGGCAGCAAUGAUGGCGGGCAUGAUGAGGAAUUGGAAAAUGAUAAAUGCGAUUCACCUACCGUGGCCAAGAAACAGAAGUUAGAAGUCCCUGGAGCAGAAACACCGGUUGUAGAUCAGAGCACAACGUCUCCUGCUGUGGCCAAGAAACAGAAGUUAGAAACCCCUGGAACAAAAACACCGGUUGUAGAUUGGAGCACAAAGGCGAGUGACAUAGCAGAGAAUGAAGAUGCACUCAAUUCAGCCGGUACAGGAGAACAGACUGAGAAUGAAGAUGCACUCAAUUCAGACAGUACCGGAGAACGCAUAUGCCUCACUGAACGUGCUUCUAAUCAGAAUGGGGCGGGAAUUGUAUUGAGCAGUUCUAACGUUCCAGAAGCUAAGGAUUCCAAUAAAAUGGAUGGGGAGAAGGAUUCUGAUAAAAGUGCAUCUCUUUCCACCCCUGCAGUUGGGGUACUCCCAGAUAGGAAGUCAUCUGAAGGUGGGGACACAGGGGAUGAAAGUAAGAACACUGGACCUGGAAAGUGCGGAUCCAGGAAAAAAAAAGUGCUUAACUUGCCGCGUCGGGCAUCAAAACGACUUGCUGGAGUUGCACUUGAUCCAACACCAGAACUAAAACCUAUAACCAGAGGCCGUCGAGCUGUAGAUAAACAGUCAGAUGAGAUGGUAGCGUCUACAGUUGAGGGUUUGGCUCCUCAGGUAUCCCAACAACCUAAUGAACUCAAGGACGAGCCUGAAUCAAAUCAUGCCUCUGAUACUACUAAAAGCUCAGACGAUUCACUCAAAUCAGGUAAGAGCUGGCAUCUGACUCAGGAUUCAAAUGAACAUGCUGAGAAGACAGAAACAGACUAUAACAGUGACAAGAAGCUAGGAUGCGAUGUUGUUUUGCCUCAGACGAACCAAGAUAAAGCUGAAACUGACAGUAAGGCUGAUGUGAAGCCAGGCCCCCUUCUUGACCUUCCUUUUGGGACGAACCAAGAUAAAGCCGAAACUGACAGUAAGGCUGAUGUGAAGCCAGGUCCCCUUCUUGACCUUCCUUUUGGGGAAUUAUUAUCAGACCCUUGCAUUGCUUUUGCAAUUAAAACUCUCACAGGAGCAACUUUUGACACUUCGAACACCACUGAAGUGUCACUGGGAUCAAACAAUAGCAUAUUUGAGGGCUUUAGUACUUCAGAAGAGCAUUCUGGAAAGAUAAAGACAGAGUCUGAAGGAGUCGAGAAGCAGAACAACGUCGCUAUUCCAAAAGAACAAGCAGUAAAGGUUAAAAGCAGCUAUGAAACUGAUGAGAAUCCAGGACUUCCCCUUGAUUUGCCUUUUGCAGAUAUCUGGAGAGACCCAUGCAUUGAAUUUGCAAUAAAAACCCUUACCAGUUCAAACCCAGUUGGGUGUGAUCUGGAUAUUCAGGACUACUUCCAGCAGCAACAUAACACAUCACAAACCCAAGCAAGCAAUAACUUCUGCCAAACCGAGUUCUUAUGCCAGCAAUACGACGUCCUAGAGAAGCAGGUGUCAAGAGAACAAGGUCGUAAUGGAAACGUAAGGAUACAAAGCUCAGGUGAAAAAGGUCUUCGCCAACAUGGCGAAAAGCGUUGUAAUGAAUGCCACUGAUAGGCCAUCUUCUGGUACUAACUUCAAUUGUAUAGGUAUAAGGCUUCUGUAGAACAGAACAGUGCUUCUAACCUUUCGUGCUGUUUCCCACUACGGUUGUGUAUCAAAAAUUUUCAUAUUGGACUAUGGCACUUUUCAGAAUGAGCUUCCGUAGUGAGCUCAGUAGUUGUAGCUUGGCAGUCCAAUUUGUAAUCAAUCAGAUAGUUUGAGGCUGGUAGUGCUGGUGCUCACUAUCUAAACUUGUGCUUUAGAAAUUUUAUUCUGCUCCUAUUUACUAAAUUAUUGGGUUUGGCUGUGUCGUUGGUUUUUGUUAGAAAACACAAAUCAUAGAUUCGUCGAUGAUGACAUUAAUAC